AAUAUUUAUGUGUGGUUGUUCACUUGUUACCGUUUCAGUUGUCGUCAUGCUCGGCGUUACUACAGUUCUCAUAACUUCACUUAUUUUGGUAUCUAGAGUUGCGACUUUUCGAGAUCAAUCUGUUUCCGUUAAAGGAGUCCUAAUCUGUGGGAGUGAGCCAGCUGCCAAUGUUCGCAUAAAGCUGUGGGACGAAGAUUCUGGCCCUGAUCCAGAUGAUCUUCUUGAUCAGGGAUACUCAACUUCAAAUGGAAGCUUCUUCUUAUCUGGAUGGACUACAGAGACUACACCAAUUGAUCCUGUUUUCAAAAUUUACCACGAUUGCAAUGAUGAACGAUUGCCGACUCAUCGAAAAGUAAAGUUCACAAUCCCCGACAAAUAUAUAACCGCUGGUCGCUUUCCAAAUUCAACAAUGGAUGCAGGUGUUAUCCAGUUGGAAUUUGAAUUUAUGAAAGAGGAACGGGUACUUCUCAUUGAUUGAGAACACGAAAAAAAUGUUUUCAGAUUCAAUUUGCUUAUUUUAAUGUAAAUAUUUUCUGUUUAAUAAAAUCCAAUUCUUU
Caenorhabditis elegans is the source of this 557-nucleotide messenger RNA. It is a transcript of the gene ttr-43, whose product is annotated as Transthyretin-like family protein. Bases 47 to 478 code for a protein of 143 amino acids. The transcript has 4 exons. Gene Ontology annotation, cellular component: cell surface; extracellular region. The record is from RefSeq and is marked reviewed. Lineage: Eukaryota; Metazoa; Nematoda; Chromadorea; Rhabditida; Rhabditidae.